UGUUGCCUACUUAAGCCAUAGGCAUCAACUUCUUUUGGUUAUUUUGUAGAUCAUAUUUUUCUUUCUGUGAAAAAUGCAAUCUUUUGAAGUGUUUGGUUGUUUCAAGAGAUAUUUCAGGCCAAAAAGGGAUGUCCCAGACGACAUAAAACGCCUGCUUGAAGAUUACUCAGACAAUGGUCGAAUGAACAUAGAAAAUCUUCAUGAUUUUUUAAAAACCGUCCAAGGGGAACCGGAUGUAGAUGUUGAACAGGCAAAGCGUCAGUAUCAACAUAAAGGCUUGCAUCUCUUGCAUUUUCUUUUUAGCGAUUAUAAUCAUCCUCUUAGAGCGAUUCCUGAUGACAUGAAAUCUCCAAUUUCUCAUUAUUAUAUUUAUACUAGUCACAAUACUUACUUAACCGGUAACCAGUUUACAAGCGAUAGUAGUGUUAGGCCAAUUAUAAAAGCCCUACAGAAUGGUGUAAGAGGUAUUGAAUUGGACCUCUGGCCAAACUCAACGAACACUGGUAUAAAUGUUUGUCAUGGAAGGACUCUGACUUCCUCUGUUAGACUAAGGAAAUGUUUGAAAGCUAUUAAGGAUCAUGCUUUUGAUGUUUCUGAUUAUCCGAUUAUUAUAACUUUUGAAGAUCAUCUCAACAAAAAGUUACGGGCCAAAGUGGCGCAUAUGGUCAAAAGCAUAUUUGGAAAAAUGCUGGUUGAACCAAAAAAAUAUCAUAAGCUGACUGAACUCCCUUCACCUGCCGAUUUGAAGAAAAGGAUCAUCAUCUCGACAAAACCACCAAAUGAGUCCUUAGAGUCCAUGGAUGAUAAGAGAGCAACUAAUAAUAUACGUUUUAGCUUAAUUUCCAACUGCUUGGAAAUGAAAGAUAGUUCAGAUGAAGACACUAAUCAUAAUGAGGAAGAUGUGCAGGAUGAAAUCCCUGAGUAUAGGGAUCUGAUUGCUAUCCAUGCCGUGAAACAUAAAGGAGAUGUGCAUGAUUCGCUACAUAUUGACCCAAAUAGUGUCAGACGUCUUAGCUUGAGUGAACAAGAGCUUGUAGAAGCUAGCAUAAAACAUGGACCAGAGAUAGUGAGAUUUACGCAGAGGAAUAUAUUGAGGGUUUACCCUAAGGGGACGCGUCUUGAUUCAUCUAACUAUAAUCCAUUUGAUGGCUGGAAUCAUGGAGCUCAAAUGGUUGCAUUCAACAUGCAGGGAUACGAAAAGAACUUGUGGUUGAUGCAAGGAAUGUUCAGGGCCAACAAUGGCCGUGGAUACGUCAAGAAACCAAGGUUUUUAUGUGAGGAUGAGCCGUUUAAUCCAAAUGAGGUCAAGAAAAUUUUGAAGGUUAAAGUUUACAUGGGACAAGGAUGGCAUUUGGAGUUUCAUCACGCUCACUUUGAUUACUGUUCCCCACCAGAUUUCUAUACAAAAGUUGGAGUAACUGGAUACAAAGAUGAUAAAACAAGAAUGUAUAAGACAGAUUCGAUUGAGGAUGAUUGGCGGCCCAUUUGGGAUCAGGAGUUUGAAUUUCCGAUAAAAGUCCCAGAACUGGCUUUGCUAAGGAUUCAGGUUAAAGAUAAAGACUCUACCAAGCAAAAUGAGUUUGCCGGCCAAACUUGCCUACCUGUUUCUGAAUUGAGAACCGGCAUACGUUGUGUCCCAUUAUACAACAUAAAAGGCGAAAAGUACAAGUUUAUAAAGCUUCUCAUGCGUUUUCAAUUCAUAGUUCCCAUAAAUUAGGUUAGUUGUUAAUUGCUAACCAUGUCCAUUGCAUCUGAAUCAUAUUGCUUAUAGCAAAUCUAAACUCAUAUCAGAAGAUGCAAAGUACUCACAAUAAUUUAGACACUCCAUAUUUAGCGACAUUAUAGGUCGUAUGUUUAAAUG
Molecule: messenger RNA, 1861 nt
Organism: Erigeron canadensis
Lineage: Eukaryota; Viridiplantae; Streptophyta; Magnoliopsida; Asterales; Asteraceae
Product: phosphoinositide phospholipase C 2-like
Exons: 9
Coding region: 74-1717 (547 amino acids)
Biological process (GO): phosphatidylinositol-mediated signaling; lipid metabolic process
Molecular function (GO): phosphatidylinositol-4,5-bisphosphate phospholipase C activity
Source: RefSeq, a predicted model, not a curated record